This is a messenger RNA of Prorocentrum cordatum, 831 nucleotides long. NCBI's taxonomy places the organism in Eukaryota, Dinophyceae, Prorocentrales, Prorocentraceae. The record is from the annotation of a GenBank genome assembly.
AUGGCCGCCGCGCGCCGCCGCAUGGCUGGCCGAGUCGGGCCAGCGCGCACGAGGCCGCUCGCUGGCGUGCUGCUGGCGCUGGUGGGCAUGCUCGCGACGGCGGCAUGCUAUUCAGCGCGCACCGCGAGCUUCGCUGCGCCUCCUGCAAAGACGAAGCGGCCACCGACGUCUUACAAUCUGUGGAUGGCUGACUACAUACCGACUUUGACGAAGAAACUCGGCACCACAAACUUUAGCAUUGUAAGCAAAGAGGCUGGCAAGCAGUGGAGAGCGCUUGAAGCAGCGAAGAAGAAGAAAUACAUCGACCGAGCAGGAGAGUUAAAAGCAAAGUACGAGGCUCAGAUUCAGAACAUGGACCAAGCCAGAAGUGUGAUUGAUAAGGCGCCAGACAAGAAGGCAAGCAAAACUCAAGCACCUGAAAAAAACACCAAGGUUGGUGUCAGCUCAAGUAAGGUCGGCAUGAAGAAGGCUGUACAGGUCAGUUCAAUCCGCCAGCUGCUACUAGGCACGACCAAUGCGGAUAGUGCGGCCAGUGUGGUCACGAGCGCAACACCCAAGGAGACCAAGAAGAAGGUGAAGGUUGCGAAGGACUCCAAAGGACCAAAGAAGCCUUUGGGCGCCUACAACAUAUGGCUCCGGGGUGCCCGCUCGAAGAUCGUGGCGUCGCUCCCUGUAGAAGACCGGAAGAAUUCGGCAUUGGUCAACAAGGUUGCUGGUACACGAUGGAGGGGCUUGUCUGAACGUUCCAAGAAGAGAUACCACGAGAGAAGUGAAGCAGCCGCUGAGGAGUACAAGACGGCACUGGCGAAGUACAAGGCCAAGGAGACAUAG